CCCGAUGGGACGUCCAAGGAUGACGAUACUCGGGGCGAUCGCGAUCGUCCUUCUAGCUGGCGGCGUCCCGCGAUCGCUGGGCAUCGAUCGCGAGAACGAUCCUUUCGGAUUGAUCGAGAGGAAGACACGAGAAGCGCCAGGCGUUGCGGACGAGGCCAUCAAAGGGAUUUUCCGCGUUAUCUCGAGCGGUAAGUCCACCGAGAAGGACGACGAGCGGUUAGUGAACCUCGUUAAAGAAGAGAUAGUUCGUACGGCGCAGAGUAUCAAAACACCGACGGGCUCGAUCGAGGCGGCCGCCAGGAGAGCGCAACGAUUGGUCACUGAACUGACAGUCGCGUAUACGACCAUCAUUUACAAGUCGAAAACCUCUGAGGAAGCCAGAACGAAUUUCACGCGGUUCCAGACCACCGUGCAGAAGAUCGUGGACUUUAUAAAACGCGGACAGUUCGUUGUCUGA
Nomia melanderi (Alkali bee) is the source of this 457-nucleotide messenger RNA. RefSeq lists its product as uncharacterized. The record is from RefSeq and is a predicted model, not a curated record. NCBI's taxonomy places the organism in Eukaryota, Metazoa, Arthropoda, Insecta, Hymenoptera, Halictidae.